AUGCCUCGGAAAAUUGAGGAAAUCAAGGACUUCCUGCUCACAGCCCGGCAGAAGGAUGCCAACUCUAAGAAGAAGAAGAAGAACAAGGAUAAUGUGAAGUUCAAGGUUCACUGCAGCAGGUACCUUUCCACCCUGGUCAUCACAGACAAGGAGAAAGCCGAGAAGAUGAAACAGUCCCUGCCCCCUGGCUUGGCAGUAAAGGAGCUGAAAUGAAGCAGACUUCUGUGUUUGAGUAUUAAAAACUCUAAAAAAUCCAAAUAAAUAAAUAAAUAAAUAUGAUUCAUUUAUUUUUAUUUUAUGUGUGUUGGUGUUUUGCUUGCAUGUAUAUUCUGUGUGAGUAUGUGAACCUGGAACUGGAGUUACAGACAGUUGUGAGUUGUCAUGUAGCCAGUGCUCUUAAUUGCUGAACCAUCAUCUCUCUAGCUACAC
This is a messenger RNA of Chionomys nivalis (European snow vole), 429 nucleotides long. RefSeq names its product 60S ribosomal protein L38-like. The record is from RefSeq and is a predicted model, not a curated record. NCBI's taxonomy places the organism in Eukaryota, Metazoa, Chordata, Mammalia, Rodentia, Cricetidae. The transcript has 2 exons. Gene Ontology annotation, cellular component: cytosolic large ribosomal subunit; ribosome. Gene Ontology annotation, molecular function: structural constituent of ribosome. Gene Ontology annotation, biological process: translation; protein-RNA complex assembly. Bases 1 to 213 code for a protein of 70 amino acids.